UCAACAUGUACCGCAUUACAACACUCUUGAUUUUACAAAUUUUUGGUUCGGAGGGGGUCGAGGAUGUUUUAUCGUUCGCGAAGCCCGACAACGUUUCGACUUUCGUUUGUACCGAUGGCUCGAGGAUAGAAUUGUCCAACGUUUGCAACGGAUUGCCGGACUGUCCAGACUCCUCGGACGAGCUCAAAAAACUCUGUCAUCACGUAGUGUGUCCGAAGACGUUUUACCGGUGCUCGUACGGCGCGUGCGUUGCAAGAAAAGCUCGCUGCGACGGUUAUCGAGACUGUUUCGACGGGAGCGACGAAUUCGCCUGCGAACUCGUUGAAAUUUGUACCGAUCGACAGCAUCGCUGCUUAACGUCGGAUCUGUGUCUUCCACUCGAUAAAAUUUGUAACGGUUAUUCGGAUUGUUCCGACGGGAGUGACGAAACGGAAAUACUCUGCGAAGAUUACCCCUGCCCCUCUUCCGGUUUCCGUUGCGCUUACGGUGGCUGCGUUCAUCAGGAAACGAUAUGCGACGGUGUGAAAGAUUGUCUCGACGGUAGUGACGAAAAGAGCUCUGCUUGCCCGACCGUUAAUUGCAACGGAACCGAAUGUCUCACCGUAACGUGCGGUGAAGAAGAAUUCGGUUGUGAAAGCGGAGAUCAAUGUAUUCCGGCGCGGAGAGUCUGUGACGGGACGCAUCAGUGUCGCGAUGCAUCGGACGAGCGACCAGAAGUUUGCGCAACCCGCAAGUGUCAAGACGGCUUCUUCAGAUGUCGAUACGGGGCUUGCAUACCGGGGGCUCUGAAGUGCAAUAUUCAAGCGAACUGCCACGAUUGGAGCGACGAGGACGAAUCGGCAUGCGGAGUCUCACUCCCGGAAGGUGCUUGUCGCCUUCCACCGACCAAACCCGCAACUCAGUAUCGAGUUUCCAACUGCGCCGACUGUCGGCCCGCUCAGGUGGUGCCACAAUUGACGAGGCUCGAUUACUCCUGCACGGGGGAUGGUGCUCUCGAGGGCUCGAGCACCGUCCACUGUCUCGGCAACCGGUGGAAUCCUCCCGUUCCGGUUUGCGUCACCGAGAGCCGGGAUAUAACGUGUCCGCCGUUGGAGGCUCCCGGAGCCCAAAAAACUUGCAAACUCCUCUGGGGAGCUGAGCGAGGGUGGAUCGAUUGCAACGGUACGAUUAGCGUGGGAACUCGGGCGAGUCUCGAAUGUCCAGAGUUUUACGAACGCGAGAGCGGUGCCAGUAGCGUGAUUUGUCUUCACGACGGAACUUGGAGCCAACGUCCUCUUCGUUGCCGACCGAUCUGUGGCAUCCGCGACGACUAUUCCGCGGCUGCUCUCAUAAUAAACGGUUGGGAAUUGAAACCCGAGGAAGCUCUUCCCUGGCACGCGACAUUAUUUUCCCACGAAAAUGGCGAGUGGAAGUUCUUCUGUGGCGGAAGUUUGAUCGGCGAACGCGCGGUUUUAACCGCUGCUCAUUGCGUAUGGAAGACCGACGAGACGACUGUCAGAGUCGCGCUCGCCAGUUUUUCCAGCAAUUUUACGGCGCAGGCCGAAAUAACUCAGGUUUUUCAGGUUGUCAGCGUCCGAUUGCAAAAUGCCUAUCAGGAUCACGAGGGGAACUAUGGAUCGGACGCUGCUGUCCUUAUCCUCGAUCGAGCAGCCACCUUGAACGAGGCGGUUAGGCCGGUUUGUCUCGAUCGAUCGAAAUCUAUCGAAGAAACGCGGAGGAUCGGCGAGAUCGGCUUGGUCGCAGGCAUGGGAAUAACUGAGAACAACACGUUCAGCGCGAGGUUGCGAACAACGACGCUGAAAUUGGUGAGCCGAGAGAAAUGUCGCGAGGCUCAGAAGCGUGAUUUUCGAAAAUACAUAACAUACACGACCUUGUGCGCCGGAUGGUUGAACGGAAGUGCUGUCUGUAACGGCGACAGUGGCGGUGGGCUCUUCCUUCGCAGCUCGAACAAUUCGAGCAUUUGGGAAGUCCACGGUAUCGUUUCUGUCAGUCCCAGACGUCUCGGCACCAGUAUCUGCGAUCCCGACUAUUAUACGGUUUUCACAAAAGUUUCCCCCUACGUCGAUUGGAUCCUUCAAAUUUUGAGCGAACUUCCGGUCCUCGGGCCUCCCUCUCAACAGGAAAUUCGACCGAACAACGAUUUCAUUCGAUUAAAAUAAAUCGUGCACAGUUUCCUUUAUAAUCUUGUAGGAAAAUUAUCGGACUGGAUCCUCGUUCGAUAUUUUGAAUUAUGGAAAUAAAGUAUAACAACAAAAAA
Messenger RNA from Venturia canescens, 2257 nucleotides. Its product is annotated as modular serine protease-like. The record is from RefSeq and is a predicted model, not a curated record. Gene Ontology annotation, biological process: proteolysis. NCBI's taxonomy places the organism in Eukaryota, Metazoa, Arthropoda, Insecta, Hymenoptera, Ichneumonidae. The transcript has 10 exons. Gene Ontology annotation, molecular function: protein binding; G protein-coupled receptor activity; serine-type endopeptidase activity. Bases 6 to 2159 code for a protein of 717 amino acids. Gene Ontology annotation, cellular component: plasma membrane.